Messenger RNA from Poecile atricapillus (Black-capped chickadee), 6284 nucleotides. RefSeq names its product MDM2 binding protein (gene MTBP). The transcript has 22 exons. The record is from RefSeq and is a predicted model, not a curated record. NCBI's taxonomy places the organism in Eukaryota, Metazoa, Chordata, Aves, Passeriformes, Paridae. Bases 56 to 2689 code for a protein of 877 amino acids. Gene Ontology annotation, biological process: protein localization to kinetochore; regulation of protein ubiquitination; traversing start control point of mitotic cell cycle. Gene Ontology annotation, cellular component: kinetochore.
CCCGGGCGGCAGCGCGGGACCUUCGGAGCGGCGGCGGCCGCGGGCCCGGCCGGCCAUGGACCGCUACGUGCUGCUCCUGAGCUGGGGCGAGCGCCGGGCCGAGGGCGGGCCCGCGGCAGCGACCGCCACAGCUGGGACUGCUGCAGACAUUUAUCAGUUCCUGAAAGAAAGUUGUAAUGCAUCUAUGAACGCAGAUGUGAGCACAUUCCCAGCAUGCUCAGUGGCUGGUAUUCCAGGUGCAAAGAAAUGGUAUUUUGCAAGUCAGGUCAUUUGUGGUUAUUAUCAGUUCUGCAGUUCGGACUGGGAGGAAAUAAAUGUUGGCACACAGAAAAAUGAAGACUCUCACCAAGAAAGCGUUGAUGAGAACCUGGGAACCACACAAAAUUUUGAGGAAGAUGACGGUAACAGUCAGGAAUCACUGUCUCUGACUGAUAUCUAUGAUGAAGCUGCUGAAAGUCUGCAUCAAUUAGCUGAUAAACUGCCUGCCCCAGGCAGAGCAAUGGUUGAUGUAAUCCUGCAGGCUGUUGAAUGUGAUGGACCCAAGUUAAAGGACUGCUUACCUGCUGUUGGUGCCCUGAAACACCUGAGGGAGUGGCACUCUGCACAGAUCACUAUUGCAGCAAGUGAUGCUAAAGGUAGCUGGCAAAAGAUUGCAGACUAUCUGUCGGCAGACUUCGUAUCUUCAGAUGAUAUCAUGAAUAUUAUUGAUUUAAAUGAACUCUGGAGAGGAAAGAUUCAGAUCUGGGAAAGAAAGUUCGGAUCAGGAGUAGAUUUUCCAGAAUUUUGUAUUAAGAGCACUUCAGCCAAGACAUUCAGGACUGCAAAAUUAAAUUCUUGCUCUGCUGCUAAGAAAGAGUGGCAAUCGAGGAACACUGAUACUUUGCCAGAAGUUUUUCAUUACUAUGGUCCUGCGCUGGAAUUUUUACAGAUGGUGGUGCUUUCUGAUCUACCUUCCAUUUUUAUAUCAGAUCUGGAAUUUGAGCUGAGUCUGUCAAGAAAGAAUACCGAGGAGACAUCUACACUGCUUCUGGACCAGAUUUCUUUUCUCUCUGGGAAGGUGGGAGCUUUAUUUACAUUGCCAUGUAAUGUAAGCAGUGUAGUGAUCCCAUCUCCUGCCCAGCUGAGCAGCAAGAAAUGGAAGGAAUAUAUGGCUAAGAAACCCAAGGUCAUUUCUGUUCCAGAAAUUGAACUGAAAGGAGAAUCUUGCCGAUACUAUUUCUUGCUACAAGGCAAUGGCUCUGGAGGAUGUAAAGCAACCUUGAUUCAUUCAGCUGGCCAGAUCAAUGGGAUGGCCACUCUUGCUGCAGUAAAUGGAAAGCUAAAGGCAAAAGCAGAAGAAACAGAGUCAGACUUUCAUAUUUCUGACUUUAUCAAGUCUCUGCCAUGCUAUUGUGGAGAGGAGAUUGUACAGAGAGAAACAAAACUGUCUCGUCUCCAAGUGUUUGCCUUGAAGGAGUAUCUCAACAGAAAGGAAUUGACCAAGAAGCCUGCAGUUAUUUCUACCAAUGAGUUUAAAAGCUUAUUAAAACUUACAAGAGAAUGUUUUUUGGACCUGUACAGCACUAGUCUUCCUAAACCUGUUCUACAGAAAGUCUGCAAUAAAACCAGAUCAUGCACUGUGACUUGUGAGCCUGAUUUAAUGGAGCCAAAUCCAUUGGAGUGGCCAGAAAGACACGUUCUUCAGAAUUUAGAAAACUUUGAAAAAAACAAGCAAAAAAUGAGAGUUCCUCUGUUUGCACAUUCGUCCGAGCAGUUGCUGGGACAUAGAGACAGCCAGCGGGAGUCCCUGACCCUGCUGGACGCUAAAGAGCUGCUGAAGUAUUUCACCCCAGAAGGGCUGCCCGUGGGGGAUCUCCAGCCACUCCAAGUUCCCAAGCGUGAAAAUACAUUUCUUUUGACACCAGAGCUUACUCCUAGGAAACUCAGAGCUUUGCCUUUUGAAAAAGCAGCUGGAUGCUAUUAUCAUGGACUCGAAUAUUGUCUAGAUAACAGAAGAGCCUUGGAGAGAGAUGUGGGAUAUGCUGAACUUCAAACUCGUCUUAUUCGCUACGAAACUCAGACAACUUGCACGAAGGAGUGCUGCCCUGUGCCACUUGUCUUGAGUCCUCUGCCAUCUCCUGCAGUCUUGUCAGAGCCUGGAAGUGUCCCUGAUGGAGAGUCUUUACAAAGUGAAUUCAAAACAGAGACAUCAAGGCUAAAAUGCAGAUCAAAAGACCUGGAUUACUUUUAUCCCAAGAAAAGGCUAACCAAAUCUGAGAGUACAGACUCCCUCCUGUCUCAGGCAAGUGGGAGCAGCAGGAGUCACUGUGCAGUUGGUGUGACGAGGAAAUGCUCAGAAAGAUCCGUUUCUGUGGCUGCAGUGCCAUCGAAACUGCCCAGCCAAGCCCACAGAGCAACCACCAAGGCUGGCUCAGCUGCAGAGCCCGAGGCCUCAAAGCCAGAGAAGGAAUCAAGAUCCCAGAAGCACACGAGGAUGCUGAAGGAGGUGGUUGCUAAGACUCUUCAAAAACAUGGGAUUGCAGAAGAUCAUAAGUGCUUUGCAUCAUGCAGCCAACGUCUAUUUGAGAUAUCAAAAUUCUACUUAAAGGACCUUAAAACUUCUAGAGGACUUCUAGAUGAAAUGAAGAAAACAGCAAAUAGCAAUGCCAAACAGGUGAUUGAAUGGGUUUUGGAGAAGACUGGCAAGUAGAGGCACUGUGGAUUCUAUUCACACCUUUCCAGGAGCUGUGGAGACAGAGCACUUCUGACUGGAGAAGCUUUAGACUGCCCAAUGCACACACAGAUCUGCACACUGGGAGGACUUUGGUCAGUGGAAUUAUAUAGACUCAUUCUUCAAGCACAGGAGGAUGGUUGGAAGCUUUUUAUACUGAAAGUUUUAUUUUUUUUUUUUAAUUCAAAUGAAAAGAGAUUGCAUUUUAUAUGUGUAUUUAUUAUGUUUGUUAAAAGGAACAUAGCUUGACUUGGUUUAUAAUGCUUUGUAUCUUUUUAAACCAGUGUAUUUGGUUUUUAUAUGAAUAAAAAACCCCACAUAUUUAAUUUUGAUACCUACUACUUUGUUUUACCUUUCUGUGUGAAGACCUCUAUUCUACUUACUACAGCUUGCUCUUGUAUAAACAGCUGUUUACAGCAUCAGCCAUUAACAUUUUAUACACUAAUUUAAGGAACAGUUCCUAUUCUGCAGGUGAAAACAAUACAUAAUACAUAUACAUAAUAAUACAUAAUCAGAAUACAUAAUACAUAAUCAGAAUUUGAAUAAUAAUUAUCUCUAUGUUGUAGUAUAAGGAGGAAAAAAAGCAUGAAACUUGAUGCAGGCUUGAAACUUGAUGCAGGGUCCUAUUAAAGAAAGUUUCUUUGCUUUACAAGCUGAAUUUUGGUAUAAUUUCCUGCAUGCUCUUUGUAACACUCCUUAGAAAAAUAUCUAAGAAGUCUGAUUUCUUUUCCUGGAAGAGGAGAAAAUCAAAGCAGUAGUGGUAAUGAGGAUGGUAAGAGCUGGAAAAGAGCUGGUGUGCUAUGCUGAAAUGUAAAGGGAAAAAAGAGUUUCUAGCUGUGUUGCAAACACAGUAAAAUACUAAAUUUGGCCUCGGUUUGUUUAAGUCUCUGGCAUGUACCUGGCUGGGACUGAUGUAAUUAUUUAAGUUAGUAUUUUGUUGAGAUGAGAAGUUCCUACUGAGCUUUCUCUAUUAAGGGUUUCCUAUUUAUCAUAUAAGCUAACAGUAUUAAAACUGACAGAUGCAGGGCUAUUGUUUGCUAUAUUAUCCUGGUAGGAAAAUAGAUUAAUCAAUACAAAUAGAAAUGAAAUACAAUGUAGUGAAAAAGUAAUCGAACUAAACCAUGUGGAGGUUGGACUUAAUACUGUAAAAUCUAUGCUUUCUCUAAAAAGAAUUCCUGAUUUUGUGACAUUACUGUUUGCUUAAUUCUAUUUGGUUAAAGCUGAGCCCUAAGGAGGUUUUACAUGUCUAACAGAAUCUUGAGUUAAACUGUUCUGUUCCUUUGUUCCCAAGUUUAUCAUUGUUCUGAACUCUACAAGACCUUUAAUGAGUGGGUGUGUACUGGGUUUAACUGAGCUGCAGUAGGAGAGCUCUGAAGUUGUUCUGCUGUGACACUGGGCUCUAGUGAGCACUGUGUGCAUCUAAGCCCAGGACAAACAUAACUACUUGUAAGAUGGAUUCUAUUUGUCUGCAGAAUGCCACACAUCCACAGCGUCCCAGUUUUAGUGAUUUGGUAAAAUAGAAAUGCAAUGAAGAGAGAUAUUUAAAUAAUCAUUUAAUAAGUCAAAAUUGCUCCAACGUAAUGAUUACUGUCUAUGGCUCAGAUUUCUUUGCAUUCAAUAUAGAAAACGAGAGAAGUAAUCAAGACGUAAACCUUUCUUAAUAUCUUAUAGUGAAUCAAGAAAGUCUCUGCUUCCAGAGAGAAAAGUUGUAAGCUGUAGCCUUAUCUCUUCAGCCUGAAUGCUGAUACUUUUGUUUGAAUACUAAAGCAAACCACUGAAAGUUGUAUUUUCUACUUAAUUUGAGGACGUUUAUAUAUUUGUAAUUAGAAAAACUUUGUAGUUAAUAAUUAUACAUAAGCUGAUAAGUAAAAGUACAGAAGCUCUACAUUUCAUAAAUCCUUGAGGCUAGCUGCCAUAAGCAAAGAAAAUACCUUCAGGAAAGUAAUUAAUACUUUGAACUGUUUUUCUUGUACUUCAAGUAGAACUUAAUGCUUAUUGGUUUAAUUAAUUUUGUAGACUCAAAGGCUGGCCUGAAAUAAUCAGCAGGAAAGCAGUUAGGGAAACAUAAGCAUUUUGAUGUAUUGGCUUUUUGCACAAUUCCCAGCGCAAAAGUAAUACACUGCUACCCAUGUCUCAUUUGCUCUUUGUGUUGGUGGCUUUUUAGGGCAAGUGGUGGCUGGUUUAUUAUUGUGGCUUAAUAACACUGUGCCCCUUAUGAGCUGUGAUAACUGUCCCUGUCCAUGCUCUUAACCUACAAAAAAGCAGGCACAAUAAUUUGACUUGGUCCACUGUAACAGCACUAAACUAAAUUAUUUUAUAUCUGUCAUAGUUCCAAAACCCCACACUGAGAGUUCCUGCAGCUCAGCCUAUGUGCUGUAACUUAAGUGUUGCAGAAUGUAACAUCACCCAUUGCCUCUGAAAUUCAAAUUAUUUUCUUGUUUGUGGCUGCUGAAUCCCAAAUCCAGUCUGCCUUAUGCAUCUUUUGGGUGCUUGCUUUCAUGUUUUUUGCAAGUCAGGAUAUAAGUCAUAUAUCACCAUAUAUCAAAUGUCACCAGAACACAUUUCUGGUUUACCUAUAAUCCAGCCAUCCUGUCUAGUAAGUGUGUAAUAUAGCAUAAUAUAAUAAUAUUAUGUAUUAUAUUAGAAGCACAUCAUCCAUCCAUGUUAUGUGCUUAUAUUCCCCACAGGACUGGGGUAAGACAGUACUGAUAUGGUUGCAAUUACUUGGUGAUAUGAUUACUUGUUAUAUUACAGCAGUUAUGUGAUGAAUAUCACUGAGCUACCACAGAACUUAGCUUGGGGGUACUAAUGCUUGUCCAAAUUCACAAACUUCUUUGUCUCGAUUCAUAGUUCCCUCUUGGAAUUUGUUUUCUAAAUUUGUUUCCUAAUGCCUCAUUAUUUACACAAGCAUGGAAAUUCUGAUGAAGGAAAAAAAAUGAAAAGCAAAUCCCAUGUGGGAAAAGCAGGUGAUUAUGUUCAACAGGAGGUUAUCAUCUCUGUUAAAUAUUUAGAAUGUUCUUCUCCUCAUUCUUUUAAAUUAAAUUUUUGCCCUGGUUAGUCUGAGGGUUCAUUUACAGUAAGCAGACUGAGUUUCUCAAAAUUUUCCAAGCAUAUUAUUAGUAUCUGCUCUUGAAAAUUGAAGCCACCACUGAAUUCAAAAGGGUCCACAAUAUACAGUGUUAUUACAUAUAAAUACUUAAUAUUUACUGUAUUAAUGGUCUGUCUAUAUAGUAAAUAAGACUCAGUAAAUAGCUAGUUAUCAAUCUGCCAGCUUGACUUCUAUGAAAAAUAACAUAAAUUUAGAAAUCAGUGGCAGUGUAAUGAUCUGGAGCAUGUAAUUUCUUUAGGCUCUGAUUCUGCUUCCACUGAAACCAAAGAAGCUCCAGUUAACUUCUAAGCAUGGGUAAGAGGACACUGAGAAUGCUUUCAGGUGGAAAUCAGAUCGAUCUCCCCUUCAAAUCAGCUGAGCUUCCCAAUGCAAAGGGCUGAAUGGAGUGUGCUGCCCUAUGCUGUGGGAGGAAGAAAUUCUAACAUUCUGCAGAAUGAAAGCACUCGUUUUGUCAUUUGCAAAAGA